AGUUCCCACCGCUCAAGCAGCCAGCCGUACGUUGCCCGCGUUCCGCACCGGCCAACAUGCGUUGCGUCCGUCCUAGUCGCAGAACGUCGUGUUGAUCUGGAUCUCGAGAUCGAAUCAGAGAUACUGGACGCGGCCUCUGAUCCAUUGACUCACGCCAAACAACUCCAUGGGAUCUCGCCAGGUUCCGCGCUCCACUUGCAAGCCACGCGAUCCGACUGCCGCGUAGCCAUCGCUCGCUGCCGGGUUUGCUGCUGGGGCUUUCUUAACUCGCUAGCGACAACUCCCUCGCGCGCGCGCACACACCCGAGUCAGUGACUGCACUUACUCACUCUUGAGUCUUGAGUGCUUCGCCAUUACUCGGCUCACCUACUCCAGAUCUCAUGGCUCCCCAGCGCCGCCACCCCGCGCCAACAGCGCCCAUGGCGUGCUCCCUCCUGCUCCUCGCGCUCUGCCUCGCACCACCAGCACACGGCUCGCGCGUCCAGCCCACGGCCACUACCAGCAAGGCUCCUCCAGCGCCGGUGCCGGCACCACCACCUCCGGCGUCCAAGGCGACGACCACAGCGCCUCCCGAAUCCGACGAGUUCCUGGCGCCGCACAACAAGGCGCGCGCGGAGGUGGGCGUGGCCGCGCUGCGGUGGAGCGCGGGGCUGGCUUCUGCCGCGGCGAAGACGACGUCCCAGCAGCAGCGGCAGAGCGGGUGCGCGUUCGCGGACAUGGGCGCGAGCGCCUACGGCGCAAACCAAGGGUGGGCCAGCUACCGUGCGCGGCCCGGCGAGGUGGUGGGCUCGUGGGUGGCCCAGGCCCGGUACUACACGCACGCCAACAACAGCUGCGCCGCGGGCCAGCAGUGCGGGACGUACACGCAGGUGGUGUGGCGCCGCACCACGGACGUCGGGUGCGCGCAGGCCACAUGCGGCACCGGCGCCACGCUCACGCUCUGCCUCUACGACCCGCACGGCAACGUGAAGGGCGAGAGCCCCUACUAGCUUAGGUACUCGUCAGGUUAAUUGGUACACUGGUGGUUGUCUGCCUCUUGCGUUUGAGGCAGCGGUUGCCCGCCGGCGCCGGAGCCGGAGCGAAGUUAGAGACUUGGAAGUAGUACUUGUACGAUGUAGCUCACUCAUGCUGUGUGCCUUGUUCCGUUAGUGUUGUGUUGUGAUCUGAUAUCUAUCACUGUUGUGUUCUUGGUGCCUGGAACUGCUUGCAUGCGUUCGUAAGAAACAAAUUAAUGUAGUGAUAGUGUGAGCCUAUGUGUUUCAGUGUUUGCAUGGUGGAUGCUUGUGAUGUGAUAUUCUUAAUGUGGUCGCCAGUGCGCCACAUAGUA
Molecule: messenger RNA, 1327 nt
Organism: Brachypodium distachyon (stiff brome)
Lineage: Eukaryota; Viridiplantae; Streptophyta; Magnoliopsida; Poales; Poaceae
Product: STS14 protein
Exons: 1
Coding region: 381-989 (202 amino acids)
Source: RefSeq, a predicted model, not a curated record